This is a messenger RNA of Cladocopium goreaui, 1468 nucleotides long. NCBI's taxonomy places the organism in Eukaryota, Dinophyceae, Suessiales, Symbiodiniaceae. The record is from the annotation of a GenBank genome assembly.
UUUCAGACUGUGGAAGCAAUGAGCUGGCCAGGAAGUAGGCCCUCCAGAAGCAGAGCGCAAGUCUUGAUAGCUGCGCUACUAUUUGGCGCAUUGGCAGAGCGGCUGGCUGCCUUCACGAAUCCUUGGUACGGGAAUGCACGCAGUGUGCAGUCAGCAAGAACAAGACCACAACUUCACGCAAGCAGUUCAGAACUACCAGACAAGUGGAAGGCAGGACCAGCAGAGGUCUACAGCGGUGUUGCCCAGAAAGCUGUUUAUUUGAUGAAGGAAAAUCCCACGCUGUUUGAUAUGACAGUGGAUGAAGAAUUGGAGAAGCUUCAAGAACAAAAAGAAGAGGAAGAAAAGCGGAAAAACGAAAUGGAAGCGAAUGCCAAAGAGGAUACACUUGUCCUUAGAAGACGCAUUGAGGAGGUCAAGAUGAACGAGCGUAUUCGUGCAGUGACUGAGCUGCUCUACCUCAAGGUGUGUCGAAAAUUUCAGCAGCUGCAAGUUCCACUGAUUCCUGCACUCAAAGAAGGCGGCGACGUUCGAUUUGGGAACAUUGACCUCAAGGCUUUGACCUCCGACAUUUACUCGCAAGAUGCACUUGAACUUGUGCGUGAGCAUUUGUUCCGGAUAAUUGGUCAACAAGGCAACCCAUCCUUUGCUGGAGGAAUGGGUGUUGUUCAGAUUGCUCUUUUUCAAGCUGGCCAGGUGUAUGCAAUGUCGGCAAUGUUUGGAUACUACCUUCGAAGAGUUGACCAGCGGUAUCAACUUGAAAAGCUUGCAGGGAACUUUGGCGCAUGGGGUGAGAAGGCUCCCGAGACGACUAGCAAUCCUUUCUCGCAGGAUCAAGGCGCUGCGGAUUCAUUGAAGGGGUAUAUCGAAUCUUUCGGAGCUGAUGAAGUUCAGAGCAUGUGGUCGGUGACCUCUAUGGAAGCUCAGAUGGCGAUGGAAUCGCAGGUCACUGCCCUUUUUGGAGAUUUGCGUGCCCUCAAAGACAAGCUGGUCAACGCAUUGGGUAUGGUGAGCUCGCCAGAGGAGGCGACAGCAAAGCUGGAACAGGCCAUCAAGUCCAAGGAGGUGGAAUCCCUCAGAUUGACAAGUGAUGACCUACGAAGAUUGGUUCUGGAGGCUGUUGCGUAUGGUUCCUUGCUGAACGAUUCUGAAAAGCAGUUCGACUGCAUCUAUGAGCUCACACCAGCUUCAACACGAAUCAUGGGCGUUUUGACCGGUGACGACGAUGAAGGCCGCAUGCUAAAUGAAUGAGCAUUGAGAUGCAUAGCUGCUAGCAGCCAGUAAAUGCUCCUAUAUAUAGUUUUUCACUUCGCACAAAUAGCCAAGCAUGGAGUCAGAGGCAGCGUUGUACAGCACCUAGUUCUCAGACGAGUUAUCCAUAGCCUCGGUACAGAUGGUCUCAAGGGCAACAUGAAAUUCAUAGUCCUUGAUCUGGCAGUUAGAGACUCAGAGACUCAAACUGUGUGUCAAA